Ectocarpus sp. CCAP 1310/34 is the source of this 582-nucleotide messenger RNA. The record is from the annotation of a GenBank genome assembly. NCBI's taxonomy places the organism in Eukaryota, Phaeophyceae, Ectocarpales, Ectocarpaceae.
AUGGUGGUUGGGAAGCUGCAGUGGCUCCCGGACGGACGCGUGCUCGACAAGAGCGUGCUCGGCACAGCCGAGGCCUUCGAAGAGAUGGACGCCCAGCUGGGGUGGGUAGAUCGCCCAGGAGAGGAAGAGGAGGACUCCUUGCACCCGCUGCAGGGAACGGAUUCGUCCGUGGGCUCGUCGCCUAGCCUGAGAAGUAAGCAGAGUUUUCGGAGCCUGAGAAGCAAGCAAAGUUGUCGGAGCCUGAAGAGCAGAGACCGCCAGUCCACCGGAGAUCGGGGCUGGAACGGUCGAGGAAGCCGCCCGGGGACAUCUCCGGACGGUCAGUCGGCCCUGCAGAGAGAGAUGGAGCAUUACAUGCGCCGCAUCUCGGAGGCGGAGGACACCGCGAUAAGGAACAGGGCGGUAACCGCGCGCAAGGAAGCUAAGUUGAUGGAUCAUGUCGGCCUGACGGAGAAGUUGACUAUGCAACGCGAGGGAAACUCGAUGCGGCAGUGGAAGCGCAGGCAGCGCGAUUGGGACCGCGUGAGCCGGCACAUGGCUGCCAUAACGGGCAAGGCAAGCAGCAGCAGAUCUAUACAGUAG